AGAUUUUGAAUCGCUGUCAGCAGCGUGAGUCAGUUCCACAAGCAGGCCUCCAAUCCAACAUGUGUCAGCAGUCUGUAGAGGUUUUAAAUGGUGAAUGUGUCACGUUUUUACAGGGGCACCCUGUCUGGAAAGGUGUACUGUAAACCACCCGCAGUUUCACACUGUGUCUACAUGAAUAUUGUGGCUGGAGAGACACGGCUCUGAACAUGGUCUUCAUCGGGAUUCAGGAGGAGCAAGAUUACGAUGAAGCAGCAGGUGUGGGAGAGAUCUGACUCGGUGUGUGUGGGCCCGUAAGCGUGACACAGAGCGGGAGAUGAGGACUUUUAUUUCUGUGGGUGGAGGCGGUGAUGGAGGGGAGUCCCGCGGCCUCCGCAGCAGGGUGGGCAGGAUGAAGAAGCUGCUGUGGCUCAGGCCGAGUCACUGCGUGGACGUCCACACAGACACGGAGCCUGGCGUGUGGCUGACCAGCUUCCAGUCGUUGAACACGGAUGGACAGUACGAGGAUCAGGUGCAGGAGUGGGGGGAGGAGGAGGAGGACGGGGCUGUGUUCGGCGUCACGCUGCGCAGGGAGCCGGUGCUGCCGAGCUCAGACACGGCGGAGCUCCCCACAGCCUUCAGCUUCGCCCACUACCACACGGUGAAGCUGCGCAGACUGAAGGCCGGCACCAUGGAGCGUCUGAUCACCCACCUGCUGAACCCCGAGCACCAGGAGCCCGACUUCAUCCGCGUCUUCCUCUCCACCUACAGGGCCUUCACCUCCACCAGCACCCUCGUCGAGCUGCUGUUUCAGAGAGAGGACUCAAUCACCAACCUGGACAACAGUGUCUGCCCACGCAGUACCUUACCCCCGGUGAUCCGGCUGUGGCUGGAGGAACACAGUGAAGACUUCCACGAGCCCCCUCACUACCAGGCCCUCCGGCUGCUGUGUGUCCACUUGCGGCAUCGCCUCUGCUUCAGACGCUUGGCUCAGACUGCCGAGAACCUCCUCAAGAGGCUCCAGGAGCGAGAUUGCAGCCAGUCUGCGUCACAGCACAGCGCUGAACCAUCGCAGCAGGAGCACAGCGAUCAGGGGGACGCAGGAGAGACCUCCACCAAGGAGGAAGACAAAUACAACUUUAUGGACUUCCCUGUGACAGAAGUGGCGGAGCAGCUGACACGAUUGGACGCUGAGCUGUUUGUCAGAGUGGUGCCCUUCCACUGCCUGGGCUGCAUCUGGUCCCAGCGCGACAAGAAGGAAAACCGAAACCUGGCGCCCACCGUCCGUGCCACCAUCUCCCAGUUCAACGCCGUCACCAACCGUGUCAUCACCUCGCUCCUCUGGCCGUCCUCUCCCAGCCCUUCCACUUCCUCUCCCAUCUCAUCACCCAGCUCCUCCUCUACCUUCCUGUACCCCUCCACUGCCCCGAACUCGCCUCGCUGCUCUCAUGGCAGCCCCGCCCACAGGGCACGCAUCAUCGAGCGGUGGAUCACUAUUGCUCAGGAGUGCAGACGGCUGAAGAACUUCUCCUCUUUGAGGGCCAUCCUCUCAGCCCUGCAGUCCAACGCGGUGUAUCGUCUCAAGAAGACCUGGGCUGCUGUCAGCAGGGAAAGCAUGAACACCUUUGACCACCUGUGUGAGACUUUCCCCGACGAGAACUGUGUGCUCACCAGCAGAGAGAUCCUGGUGGAGGACGGGACUCACCCAGAUGGCAGUGCCACCCCGAGCUCAGUGUCCAGACACAUUAGCUUCAGCAGCGGAGUCGUGCCGUACCUCGGCACUUACCUGACGGUCCUCACCAUGCUGGAUACAGCACUGACUGACACUGUGGAGGAUGGACUUAUCAACUUUGAGAAGCGCAGACGGGAGUUUGAGAUUGUCUCUCAGAUUCGGCAGCUUCAGGCUUCCUGCUCGCACUACAGUCUACCAGUAAACCCUCUUAUCGCCGUCUGGCUGCAGGCUCAUACACUGCUCACAGACCAGGAGAGCUACGAGCUGUCUCGUGACCUGGAGCCUCCCGUCGACCCGUGUCCCAGCUCUCCCAACUCAUGGAGCAGUCGGCUGCUCACGAAGAAACUUGCCUCGUUGCGAACAUCCAGCGAAAGCUCCCUCAGGAAGACCCACGCCGACCAGAUCAGCGUGUCGUCUUCGGGCUCCAGCAGUUCGGACAUGGAGGACCUCUCCGCCCCUCAGCCCUCCCCGCUCAGACUCAAACUCAAGUGUCUCUCAGGCUCUCUCCACAAUGUUGCAGAGGAUUUCUCCUCCAGCUCCUUGUCCUCCUCCUCUCCCAGUCUGUCCACCUCCUCCUCACAUCCAGACCUCAGCUCUUCUUCUCUGGUGCUGAGCCCAGAGUCGUCAUCGUACGGCUGCUCUCCUCAGGCCGCGCUGCCCGUCUACAACAAACAGGUUGCAGACUCGUGUAUCAUCAGGGUCAGCGUGGAGUCUGUCAGCAAUGGAAACGUCUACAAAAGCAUACUGCUGACCAGUCAGGAUCACACGCGUCAGGUGAUUCAGAGGGCUCUUGAAAAGCACAACAUGGAGGACGUCAGCUGCUGUAGUUUCAACCUCUGCCAGAUGCUCAACGAUGGAAAAGAACUCCAGAUCCCAGAGAAAGCCAACGUCUUUUAUGCCAUGUGCACCUCCGCCAACUUCGACUUUGUGCUGCGUCAGCGCUGGAGGAGCCACGGCAGACGUCUGGGCUCCUCUUUCAGUCCUGCAGCUCAACUCAAGAGCCGGCCUCGCCAAGUGAAAAGCAUCUGUCCUGACUGACUGCGAGGAAACGUGUAGAGACAGAGGAGCUGCUCGUCUGCAAACAGCCCAACACGUCUGACGCUGUUUGUGUGAGAUCACUGUACAGCAGAUAUGACACAGAGACUCCCACGCAACGGAGCUUCCACUGAGGAAGGAGUUCUCAUCAAGACGUAGUCUCCACCGGGAUCAACGCUGAAAUGUGUUACACUGAGAAUUAAAGAGUGAUGCAUGAAGAGAGAAAUGUCUGAGUACACAGAAGUGAGACACCGAGAAAGAAAUAAGGAUUCUGUAUCCUGGUAUUGUUCUACAUCACCGUAAACAUCGACAUCUCUGGAUCAAUGACCCACAAGUCACACAGGACCUUGAGAUAAACUCACUUGUAUUUUCGUGCACAGUGCAUGGUGUAUUACUGCGCAUCAUGAAGUGAGCAGUGCUUCAGGUUUCACUGCAGCUAAAUGCAAACAGGAUGAGGAUCAGCUGGUCUGGGGAAACGCUCAUGUGUCGUGAUUCUACAGGAGUAAAGGUGGCUGCAGACUCGGCUGCAGUUUCUUGUCUGGGACUCGUACAGCAGACUUGUCCUCCAGCCAUCGAAGAACAAUGAGCCUCCCUCCUGAAUCCAUCAGUGUUUGAAACACCUGUGGGCUCCUGACAUUGAGUUUUCAUUUGUCCGGAGAGUCGGUAAUGAGUAUUCACUCGUCUUCUGGUUGAGGAUUUAAAUGUUUUAAUGUAACUUAAUGUGUUUUAGCAAAUUAUUAUUUAAUGCAAUGUCAGUAUUCAGCUUUUAGAGCAAAAGUGGGAAAGUCUUCAUUUGGACAGUUCGCCUAGAGAUGGUUAUUGUAACAUUUUAACAGCUUGUUAGUUGAGAUUCUACUGUUUUGCUUCAUCUUAAGAUGUUGAACAGAUUAUCUGUAGAGUAUAGGUAACCUUUCAUAUCGUAGCGCAUGUUCUCAGAAUAUUUCAGUUUAAUUUAUAUGCAUGUUUAUGAAUUAUCAGAUCUAGAUAUUCUAGAUUAAACAUCUACUGACAAAGCAAAACUAAAAAGCUGUUGAAAUGUUACAAAUACUAUUCAAAUAAACUGUAACCCAAAGGUGGCGUAAGGAACAUGUGGAUUCUCUCUUCAGUUCUUAAUUCUCAACUGUUGCCAGACUUUGGUGUCUCAUGAGCUCAACUCAAGUUUGUAUUCUUUUGAAUGAAGAAAGCUGAUGUUGUAUGUGAGCACAAUGUGCACGUAGACGUAAGAACAGCGAGGUCUGAAGCUCACUCCACAUGUGUGAGGCUGUGAAGGAGAUUCAGCUGAAGAAUGGUUCAUGGAUGUGAAAAUGAAGUGUCUCUGUAAGUGAAUUUAAGUUGAUAUAUAAUAUCAUCUCAGUGAUGUCAAAUCCUCCCUAAAACUCUAAGGCAGCUUUCUGCAAGUGUUAAAAGUGAAAACCGUAAAGUCACAUUUUUAGAGUGGUUCACGUCAAUGUUUAAAUUUAAUAGAAACAAAACACACACGGGUGUUUCUCCUCAGUUUGGGGCAGGAUUUAGCGUCUCUGGGAGCAGCUUGAAUGCUGCGGUGGUUUGUAAGUCGGGUGUCUGGCAGCUGCAAUAUAAAGUAUGAAGGAGGACUUCUGUCCCUGUUAUUAGUAGGCUUUUUGUUUUCACGCUUUCUGUAUUAUGUUAAGAUGUUAUCGACGUUACUGUAUGCAAGUUGUAAUUUAAGCCUACAUGUCUUUUGAGCUAAUAUUUUAUUUGAACAGAUUCUUUAUUUUUUAAGUUUAAUCUAAGCACUUGCUCUUUAUAAUUAGUAUUAAUAAAGUAAAUAUACUAUUUAUCAUAGUGCCACAAUUGUUUGUAUUUAUUGUAUUGCUCAUGAUUUAGGAGUGUCUUGAGUUCAGACAAAUAAAGGAAAGAAUGAUUAGAUAUCAA
Molecule: messenger RNA, 4636 nt
Organism: Cottoperca gobio
Lineage: Eukaryota; Metazoa; Chordata; Actinopteri; Perciformes; Bovichtidae
Gene: rgl3a
Product: ral guanine nucleotide dissociation stimulator-like 3a
Exons: 19
Coding region: 314-2746 (810 amino acids)
Biological process (GO): Ras protein signal transduction
Cellular component (GO): plasma membrane
Molecular function (GO): guanyl-nucleotide exchange factor activity
Source: RefSeq, a predicted model, not a curated record